AUGGUUGGUUGUCAGUGCGUGACGGCUCAAACCAGUCAGUGGCGUAUUGCUCUGAAGACGCAGUCAAAUGUGGCAGUGACAAGACAGCUCAGUCCCAAUACUGACCAUUCAAAAUCUAGUGCUACAAGCAUUGGCUUGGCAUUCUAUGCAUUAAAGCUACGCGCUAAGAUUGCAUCCAUUGCACUUGAUAAAAAGACAACCACGAAUGUCAUUAAGACCACCAAGAUCUUACGCGACAGCCAUAGCAACAGACUUUGGAACGCCGAGGAGCUCCUUGCACAACGACGUAGCAUCUUUUCACCAAAUUUUGAUAUUGAGCGUCGUGUGUCCCGUGAGGUUCUGACCAAGAUGCUGGAAGGUGCCAACUGGGCGCCCACACAUGGCCGUACUGAGCCCUGGCGCUUCGUGGUGUUUGAAGCCCCUGACAAACGCCUGGAGCUUAACCAGCUCAUGGCAAAAGGGUACAAGAACACGGUCCCUCCCAACGAGUUCAUUGAGACUUAA
Molecule: messenger RNA, 504 nt
Organism: Peronospora belbahrii
Lineage: Eukaryota; Oomycota; Peronosporomycetes; Peronosporales; Peronosporaceae
Source: the annotation of a GenBank genome assembly